Molecule: messenger RNA, 7256 nt
Organism: Notothenia coriiceps (black rockcod)
Lineage: Eukaryota; Metazoa; Chordata; Actinopteri; Perciformes; Nototheniidae
Gene: usf3
Product: upstream transcription factor family member 3
Biological process (GO): positive regulation of transcription by RNA polymerase II; negative regulation of epithelial to mesenchymal transition
Molecular function (GO): RNA polymerase II transcription regulatory region sequence-specific DNA binding; DNA-binding transcription activator activity, RNA polymerase II-specific; protein dimerization activity
Source: RefSeq, a predicted model, not a curated record
GUUUAAUGCUAUGCUAGCCAACAGUUAGCUUCCAACCUUAUAGUACUCGAAGCGACUGACAGUCUCCAAAAUGCUGAGGCUAGAGGAGGGCCACGAAAGGGAUUUAAGAUCCAGCUGUUAGAUGUGUUGACUGGUUCCUCAUCAUACAGGCAACUGUAAGGACAGAAUGCCAGAGAUGACUGAAACUCAGUCACCUGGUCGUAAACCUAAAAAGAAGAAAAACAAAGAAUCUCACAAUGCAGUUGAGAGACACAGAAAAGAGAAGAUUAAUGAGGGGAUUAACCGCAUUGGUAAUCUUCUCCCCUGUUCCCAGGCACUUAAACAGAGUAAGAACAUGAUCUUGGACCAGGCUGUUCGCUACAUCACAGAGCUGAAGAAACAAAAUGACACAUUUCUUCUGGAAGGAGGAGAUAAAGUGCAAGCGGAGGAGAUCCGUCGACUGCGGCGUCAGCUGGAGGAGAUGAGGAGGGAGAGUGAUCACUACAUCGAGCUCCUCAAAUCCAAUGAUAUUAACAUCCUGGAAGACCCCACAAUUCAGUGGAAGGGCAAACAGCGAUCAGCCAAGGUUGCAAAGGUGACCCCCACUCACCAACUCCCAAAGGGGAUCAUCGUAUACCCCAACUUGAAGGAGACUAGCCCAGCGAAACAUCCUACUGAAGCAUUAAUCCUUCAUCCACCUCCUGAGGGCGGUGCCAGGUUGAGGGUGAAUGGAGCCCUGCUACAAGUCAAUACCUCUUCAUCCACCCCUGCACUUCUCCCUGUCUCGACUACCAUCCAGACUACAUCAGGCCUGAGGAUGAUAGAGCAGUGUGUGGUGGAGGCGCAGGCUGCAGCCCCCACUAUGCCACCCUCUGUGUCUUACAUCACCCUCCAGAUCCCUGCAGGGACCACAGCGCUGCCCCAACAGCCGCAGCCUGCCGCCCCGGCCCCCACCUUGGCCUCACAGCUCCCCACCAUUAUCCCUGCUCAACCCAUGCCCAAUAUCACCACCUUUACCCAGGCUGUAAACACAUCCAGAGCCUCAGAGCUUUGCUCGUGGGUCACACAGGACACCGCCAUGAGGCCUGUGAGCUACACCGCCAUCCCCAACAGCCACGCCCUCCUCAGGGCGGGGGCGGCCGGCAGCACCCAGACCACCUGGACGACGCUGCAGAUGGCAGGAAACACAGUGCAGCCAGUCUGCCAGAGUCUCCCCACCCAUGAAGUCAUCAACACCACCCAGGCUGUCCAGCAGGUGACUGUGUGUCCAAUGGGCAACAAAGCUACCGUUCAGCCUAUUCAAAUACAGAUGCAACCACACGUGCCUGUACAGCAAGCCCCCAUCACAGCCCACAUUCAAGCGCAGCCCUUUCAGGGAGCUAUCCUGAACAAGCCCCAUUCUGUCCUGGCCCCCCAUCAACGCUGUGCUAUCCUCUCACAGUCGGCCAUUGCUCCCCACCCUGCCGUCAUGCCGUCGCAGCCCCAGCCUGCUGUCCUCCAACCAGCGUCAUUGGUUCCCCAUCACACGGCAGCCCUCCUCCCUCAGCCCCUCCCCCAGUCUGCCCUGGUGCCCCAGCCACAGGCCACAGUGCUGCCUUUCCUUCAGACCAUGCAGGUGCUGCAGGUCAACCCGACGGGAGGAAUGGCCUCAGGUGUGUCGGCUCCUCAGAACACCAACAACCCGAGCGUGGUCAUCCUGCAGCAGGCCAGCUCCUGCCCUACACAGUCAGUCGUGAGGGAGGAAAUGACCAAUCAGACACCAUGUCAGCACAUUGUCAUCAUCCAGGCACCCAAUCAGGUUGCGCCCGCCACUCAGAAUCCUCAGGUUGGCAUGGUGUCUGCUCCCGCUGCACUACCUGUUGUCUCCACUCACAUCCCCACAAGCAGCAGCUCAGCGUCUGCCACGUCCUUACAGAGUGUUGUGGGGAAGCAGCUGGUCCACAUCCUCCCUCGUCCUCAGACGAACCUCCCGCUUCAGGUCACUCAGGCCUCCUCUUCCUCAUUGGUUCCUUCAGCUCCGCAGACUAUCACUGUCAACGGCCAGGUGUUUGCCCUGCAGCCCAUGAACACCUCAGACAAAUCCAAUACCCAGACCACCACACUGCAGCUGAUCCAGCCCACCACCACAGAGGAACCAACGACUAACGUGGCCCUCAACAGUUUGGGGGCACUCAGCAGUCUCAAUCAGAGCAUCUCUCAGGGCAUUCCACUCACAAUUUCUAACCAUGGUCAGCCCCAAGCUAUUCCAUCAUCAGGAGUCCAGCAGAAGCAGCCUCCUGCUCCAGCGUCAACCACACCUGCUUUACCUGCACGACAGCUCCAGGUCCCUUCUGUAACCCCAGUCAAAUCAGGGCUAAAUGCCUCUAAAGCACCAGGAAAGAGGGUUCGCACAAACACAAAAAGGGCAACGGCUAAAAGGACUAAACCAGCCAAGACAAAAGAGCUUACUGCAGCACCGCCUGCUGCUGCUGUUUCAGCCAAGCCAGUGGUUGCUGCAGGAGAUAGUCAGAAUGUUCAAGUUUCAGCGUCUCAAGGUUUAAAGUCAGCUUCCACUGUGAAAGUCACAGACAUUCCCCCCACCUGCACCACAGCUGUCACAACCACAGACAGUAGAGAAGCUGCAGGGAAAGCAACUAUGACACAAGACACUCAGAUAUUGGUUGUGUGUUCAUCUAGUGAGUCAACUCAAUCCAAUGCACAGAGCAAAGCCCCUGUCAGUUCGCCUCAGACAGACGUAUUCAGUCAUACCAACACUAGUGUUACUACUGUUACCAUUGCUAAUGCUACACUGGUUAAGCCAGCAGUUGCCAUUGAGAGUAAACCAGCUGUUUCUAGCAACGGCUCAUCUGUAACCAAACUCUCAGCUCCAGAGGUCAAACAGCCGACCUCCAGUUCAGCCGCCUGCUCAACACAAAACAAGUCAGCCGCCACCUUUGCUGUUUCCAUACAGAGCAAAUGUGUGGUCAGCUCUGCAGGGGCCACCGAGACACUUUAUACUCCCCCCACUGUUUCUACUGCAUGUCUGACUCCAGUCUGCACCACCACUUCAACUGCACCAGUAUCUUUAUAUCAGGCUGCCCAACCCACUUCAGUAAGUCGUCCCCAGGUGUCGAAUACCCAAGAUCCUUUGCCCUGCUCGAAAGCUCAGUCUCAGCCCAUCUCCUCAGCCUCGCUGUCCUCACCUGGACUGCUAACUUAUUCUGCAGCCCACAGCUCUGUCACAGCUCCUACAACAAGCUCCGAGUUUAGAAAAAGAGUCUCCACCAGUCGAGCUCAGACUGACGUGAAUAUGCACACCCCCUCCCACUGCAAUCCGGCUGAAGUCAAACCCCCCCAGCCUGCUAGAAGAGACCGAGAGGGCUCCCGGUAAGAGAGAACUGAAAAAGAUGGCUUUGUUGCAGCGACUUCUGUCCUCUCCUCUCGUAAGGACUUCCCCUCAUCUCAGCAGGUGUACACUAACCUUGACGAUGAAGCGAUAGAGCACCCCAGCAGACAGACCGACUCCCCCAUGUCUGCAGGGGCCGGGGGAGGCAGAGGAUUCUCUGUGGCAUCCAUGCUCCCCCAGGGUCACACUAUAAGUGGGUCUUCUAGCUCGUUCGGAACAUUUACCUUCACUUCGGAGCAGGCAGAAAUGCUGGCCUUGGCGAUACUCGAGCAGGACAGUCCUGGGCGGCGCACUGUAAGCUGCUUCAGUCAACACGGCGUCAACAAACCCCCCACAGCCACAUGGGAGCCCCCGAAAACCCCAGCAGUGUCUAGCAGUAAAGAAAGGAGCUCAACUGGACAGCAGGGCAAAGCGGCUAAACCCAUGGACUCAGUUAAACCAGCUGUAUCUGUCAGGGGUCAGGCUGGGGAGGGGCCCAAUGUGAGCAGACAUCAGCAAAACAAUCUCAUACGGCCAGUCCUCCCCCACGGUCCAGCCUCAGAGCUCCUCACAGAGCGGCACCAGCCUCAGCGUCAACAACCUGAUCCGGCCCAGCUCAGCUCAGCAGCCGUACCCCGCCUCCCCGAGCUCGCUGGCUCACAGGGCUCGGUCCCGUCCCCUGUAGGAACCCACAUAUCCCAACCCCUGAACAACGCCCUCUCCCCCUGCUCAGGCGCAGCCCAGCUGAACGAGUUCACCCCCUUAAAGACGCCGUUAAUGAGGGCUGGAGGCGGGGUCGGCGAGCGCCAAGCGAAAAUCAUCUCCAAGCGGCAGGCCCAGGAGGAGGCGAUGCUGAACACCGGGAAACGACCCAAGCCUUGCCCUCCGUCUGCUCCCACUGUCAGCCAUAUGGAUGUCAAAGUGCCGGACCACAGCCAGAUGAUGGUGGGACAGAUUCCCCCCACCUCCUCAUCCGUCAUGACAAGGAUUAACCCAGAAAGUGGAGGCCCUCUCUUCUCCACAAACUCCUUCAUGAGCCCCGUACUUCGGCCCUCGGAGGGCCACUGCGCUCCUCAAGAGCAGAACCAGCCGGGGGUGCUCCACCUGCCUCAGGGUCAUCCUCAGCACCCCCAGCCCGGCCAGCACCUGGGAGGAAACCUGUACAUGAAACAACAGCAGCAGCAAGAGCAGCAGAGACACCACCUGUACCAUCUGCAGCACCACCUGACCCAGCCGGACCCCGCACAGCGACACUCCCUCCACCAGAGGGCGCUCCAGCAGCAGCAGCAGCAGCAGGAGCAGCAUGUGCAGAAGAAGCGGGGGCCUGUCAGAGGAAGUCAGACCUCUGCUAACCUGCAGCAGAAGCCCCACCACCUGGAGAAGUCUGGAGUUCAGCAGCACUCACACCAACAACAACAGCACCAACAACACACACAGCAGCAGCACCAACAACAGUCACACCAACAGCAUCAACAGCCGACGCAACACCAACAGUCUCAGCACCAACAGCACCAACAGCAGACACACCAACAGCAGACGCAGCAGCAGCACCAACAUCAGCAGCAGCAGCAGCAGCAGCAGCAGCAGCAGAUCCAGCAGCAGCAGAGCUCUCACUCCAGACACCAGCAGCACCUCCAGCAGCAGAUCCAGCAGCAGCAGCAGCAGCAGCAGCACUUCAGACACCAGGAGAAGAGCUGUGAGGCUGCAGGGUCCAGGGGCCACCACAGCGGACACCUGGCCCCGCAGGAGCACCUCAAGCCUGGUCAGGACCAUAAUGCAAUGCAGAGGAUGAUGAGCACAAGGACUCUGGAGCAGCAGCUCAUCCCGUCUCCCAGUAACUCUGUGUCCCGCCCCUCCUCCGACCCGUCCUGCGCUCCGUCCCGGCAGGAGCGCCACCGCGUCUCCAGCUACUCUGCGGAGGCUCUCAUCGGUAAAACCUCCAGCAGUGGGGAGCAGCAGCAGCAGCAGCGCAUGGGGCUCCAGCAGCCGGACCUGCGCGGCUACCUGGACUCGUCACGGGGGAAGACCAACAUCUCUCACAACCCACAGAACCGCCUCACUGCCGAGCAUCCGGGAUCAGCCGAUGUUCAGAGGGUCUCUGAGUGUCCGCCUUUCAAAGCUAUGGGAGGAGGGGGACAUCAGCUGGGUGGCUUUGAGGUCCAGGUGUCCCGUGGGAGUGACAUGGUGCCUAAGUCAGGUCCCUCGUCCCAGAGGGGCCCUCAGGGGCAGCAGCAGGGCGGCUUCAGGAUGGGCAUCGGCCCUCAAUCAGAUGGCAGGAACCGCUACAGUGCCGCUCAUCCCGGCUCACAGGGCGUGCAGGUCGGACAGGAAGUGUGUCACCAGAGCUUCAUGCAGAGCCUCCUGUCCCCCCACCUGCCCGAGCAGAGCAACCACCAGCGAGUGCAGUGCUGCCCCCCCGUCAGCAUGGAGUACAGCUGCGUCAGCUCGGCAGGAGACAUCCAGGCCAAGAGCCCCAGCGUCCCCCAGACUCAGAAGGCCAUGCGGCUCGGAGAGGGCAACAAGGGCCACAUAUCUCAGGUCAGCAGUAAUAUGCAUGGAGGUGUGCGCCCAGGCCUCCCCCACCCUCCCCCCCCUCACAGCAGCUCUGAGCCAGGCCGCUCCUCUGUACCCUCCAGACCCCCCUCUGCUGUCAGCCAGCACUCCCGCCACUUAAACAGAGACUCUCAACCUACAAAGCUAAGACCUGGGGACCGGCCCCGAUCGGGAGCUCUGAGGCACAGCAACCCCUUUGAGCCCGAGGGCCACCUGCCCCUCCCCUCGGGCGGGGGGGUGCUGCUGGGCAGGCCGCAGUCUGGAGGGGAGGGGAGGCGCAGCACUAUCGUCCGCUUUAUGGCAGAUGGCGCUCAGGUUCCCGGCGACAACAACUUGGUUCCUGACCAACACCUCUCACAGAACUUUGGUUUCCCCUUUAUUCCAGAAGGAGGCAUGAAUCCCCCGCCUUCCAUUAACGCCAACUCCACCUUCAUCCCUCCCGUCAGCCAGCCCAACUCCUCCCGCACUCCCUCCCUCCUCCCCGUGGAGCCUCAGAACACCUUACCCUCCUUCUACCCUUCUUACUCUCCAGCCGCUCACCCCAGCCUCCCCAGUGACGUCACCCUUCAGUACUUCCCCAACCAGAUGUUUGCCAGCCCGGGUGCAGAUAAGGGCAGCUCCGCUCCGCUCAACAACCGCUUCGGCUCCAUCCUCUCGCCGCCUCGCCCCGUUGGUUUCGGGCAGGCCAGCUUCCCCUUGCUUCCUGAUAUGCCUCCUAUGCCCAUCGCCAACUCCUCUGGGAUCACCCCGCACAUUUCCAACUUCAGCCUCACCUCGCUGUUCCCUGAAAUCGCCACCGGGAUGCCCACUGACGGCUCGGCCAUGCCCAUGUCCCCCCUGCUGUCUCUCUCCAACACCUCGGCUUCAGACUCCGGGAAGCAGCCGAACCGCCCGGCGCACAACAUCAGCCACAUCCUGGGCCACGACGGCAGCUCGGCCGUGUGAGGAGACUCUGCUGCUUUCUGUCCACAUGUUCUGAAAGAUAUGUUCCUUUUUAAACGUUCUCAAAGCGGUGCUGAAGACACCAUGUCCGUCUGAUUGUUUACAUGUUCACAAUCUCAAUUUUUGGCAUAUGUAUGAUGUCGAAGUUAUAAGUUGUAAUAUUUCAAAAACUUUGUUGGUUAAACUGACUGUUUGGUAUUAAAACAUUACAUUUAAUGAAUUGAAUGUUUCUGGGUCGGUAAGAAACCUGCAGUUACCCACCGAUGUAAUUUACUAACUUAUAUCAGGUUGUAUUGUACAGAAUGUCAAGAGCUAUUUUGUAAAUAACAAUGUUUCAUAUCAGAAUUGCUAGAUUAUGUAUGUAUUUGUAAAUACAAGAUUGAUUAAUAAAGUUUAUAAGAAUACAUUUGUAUUUGAU